GGGUGUUGGAGUGACUCAGCCCAGCCUCAGCGCCCCAGUGAUCGCCUCUUGGUCUCAUUUUCUCCGCUAAACGAGUUACUCCCCCCGUCACUCCAGAGUAUUUGAAGAACCAGGAUUUACAGACACUGGAUUGCAACUGGGUGGCUUGAGAUGUCUGGCUCCUAUGAGGAUUCUGUUGGCGUUGAGGUUUUUAGUGAUAGCUUUUGGGAGGUUGGAAACUACAAGCGGACAGUGAGGCGCAUCGAUGAUGGACAUAGACUUUGUGGUGAUCUUAUGAACUGUAUUCAUGAGCGUGCAAGAAUAGAGAAGGCUUAUGCUCAGCAGUUAACUGAAUGGGCAAAACGAUGGAGACAACUUGUAGAAAAAGGGCCACAGUAUGGGACCGUUGAAAGGGCUUGGCAUGCAUUUAUGUCUGAAGCAGAAAAAGUAAGCGAAUUACACCUAGAAGUAAAAAGUGCUCUAAUGAACGAGGACUUCGAAAAGAUAAAGAACUGGCAGAAGGACUCCUUUCACAAGCAAAUGAUAGGUGGAUUUAAGGAAACUAAGGAAGCUGAUGAUGGGUUUAGGAAAGCUCAGAAACCAUGGGCUAAAAAACUAAAAGAGGUGGAAGCUUCUAAGAAAGCAUAUCAUACAGCAUGCAAGGAAGAAAAAAUUGCCAUAUCCAGAGAGGCCAAUAGCAAAGCUGACCCAGCGCUGAAUCCAGAACAACUAAAGAAAUUGCAAGACAAAGUUGAUAAAAGUAAACAGGAUGUGCUUAAGACAAAAGAAAAGUAUGAAAAGUCUCUUAAAGACCUGGACAGUGCCACACCUCAGUAUAUGGAAAACAUGGAGCAGGUUUUUGAACAGUGCCAGCAGUUUGAGGAAAAGCGUCUGCGUUUCUUUCGAGAAGUGUUGCUGGAAGUUCAGAAACAUCUUGACUUGUCUCCUGUUUCAGGCUAUAAAAAUAUUUAUCGUGACAUGGAGCAGAGCAUUAAAGCAGCGGAUGCUGUUGAAGAUCUGAGGUGGUUCAGAGCUAAUCAUGGACCUGGCAUGUCUAUGAACUGGCCCCAGUUUGAGGACUGGUCAGCUGAUCUGAACCGUACUCUCAGUAGAAGGGAGAAAAAAAAGGCUACAGAUGGAGUGACUUUGACUGGUAUUAAUCAAACAGGAGAUCAGGUUUCACCGCAUAAAAAAAAUAGCAGCAACGUUAGUGUCCUGAGUAACACAGUGCAGUCAGUACAGUCAAGUUACAAUCCCUUUGAAGAUGAAGAAGAUUCUGGAAGUACUGUCAGUGAAAAGGAGGACAAUAAAAUCAAAAACGUUAGCAGCUAUGAGAAAAACCAGAGUUUGGGAACUGAAUGGUCCGAUGAAGAAACCAAUAAUCCAUUUUCAUCCAGUGAUGCCCAAGGAGAGUCUAAUCCAUUUGAUGAAGAUGCUUCUCCCACAGUGGAAGUGAGGGUACGAGCCCUGUAUGAUUAUGAAGGCCAAGAGCAUGAUGAAUUGAGCUUUAAGGCCGGAGAAGAGCUAACUAAAAUAGAAGAUGAAGAUGAACAAGGCUGGUGCAAAGGUCGUCUGGACAAUGGGCAAGUUGGGCUGUAUCCUGCAAAUUAUGUAGAACCAGCCCAGUGACAAAUAAUUCUGAAUGUGGUAUUAAUGACGGUCAGUCAACAUGAUGCCUAUUGUAAGAGGAACUGAAAUAUAUCUAUCGAUCCAUCUAUAUAUCUAUUAAUGCAAUCGAAUGUUGGAUUGGUGUGUUCCUUGGGCAAUCUUCAGUGCUUCAGGCUGAAACUGGGAAAAGGCGGGCAUCUUAAAGAUAGCAGAAAGUCAGCAAGAAAAUGACAACAUCCAUUGCUUAUUUACUAUUUUAUCAUAGCUUUUGUAUUUUGUUCCAAAAUUUGCUAAAUCAGUGCCUCAAUUCCAGUAUUUUGGGUGUUAGCUUAUGUUCACUCUUGUUCAAUCAGUUAUUAGUUGAUCUUGGUAAUUUGAAAUUUGAUUUUUUUAAACUGCAAUAUUGCAUUUGUUCUUAGCAAUCUGUGAAAAAUGCAUUUUUAAAAUUUAAAGUUACGUAGCCUGUCAUUUUUCAUGCAUGGUCUACUUCAUCAGCUGUUACAUGAAUUAUGACUCAAAAGUAUUCUCCUCUCAAUCCUGUACUCUUUAAUUUUUUUCAUGCUGUGACCAUGGCUUAAUAGUGUAAAAUGCCAUAUAUAGUAUCUACUACCAAGAUUCCAACAGAAUUAUCUGUAAAUAUUAGGAGUUAGUUUCUCUUGGUGAAUGUUAUUAAACCAUUUAGAUGCCUGAAAUACCAAUUUCCUAAAGGAUGACAUCAUGUGGAUUUUAAACAAUUUCCCACAUUCCAAGACUGUCAUUAUGAAAUUUACAUUUUGCAAGUUAAUGAUUUUAUAUGAUUUGGAAAGUUAAACAUAUAUGAGGUUUAUUUUUUCAAGUAAAAGAGACUAAAAUGUACUGCCUUUUUAUUGAUAUGCUCUUUAAGUUGUCAAUAUGUAUAUAUAAUUUGACAUUAAAAUUAAAGAGCAUGUAUUAAUUA
Messenger RNA from Candoia aspera, 2524 nucleotides. RefSeq names its product protein kinase C and casein kinase substrate in neurons 2 (gene PACSIN2). Gene Ontology annotation, cellular component: endosome; cytoplasm; plasma membrane. The record is from RefSeq and is a predicted model, not a curated record. Gene Ontology annotation, biological process: caveola assembly; actin cytoskeleton organization; plasma membrane tubulation. The coding region runs from base 151 to 1608 and encodes 485 amino acids. Lineage: Eukaryota; Metazoa; Chordata; Lepidosauria; Squamata; Candoiidae. The transcript is spliced from 11 exons. Gene Ontology annotation, molecular function: protein binding; phospholipid binding.